CACAAUUCUCCUCUCCAAAUGGGUUUUGUGUUAUUUUCCACUCUCUUCCUUCUUUUCCCUCAAAAUCUCUCAACCACACUCUCUUUCUUGCUCCAUCCAUGAUGGAGUUAGGCCAAGACAAUCUCAUUAGCAAUUCUGCACCUGAUGGAACAGAGUCACAGUUUGGUGGUUCCUUUGUUUGUCAUACAGUUAAUCAUAUCAAUUCUAGGGGAUAUUGGUUUGGUGAUAACCCACUUGAAUUUUCUGUCCCUCUCUUCAUGAUCCAGAUUUUUCUCAUGUUCAUUUUCACACGCUUUAGUUGCCUUAUUCUCAAGCCUUUUGGUCAACCCUCUUUUGUUUCUAACAUUCUUGGUGGUGUGACACUAGGUCCUUCAAUUCUUGGACACAGCUCAGCAUUUGCCAACAAUUUUUUCCCAAUAAAAGGAAGAAACGUUCUUGACACAUUAGCAUUUUUUGGUUUCAUGUUAUUCAUUUUCUUACUUGGGGUAAAGAUAGAUCCAACCAUCAUUUUCAGAUCAGGUAAAAAGACAUUUGCCGUUGGAAUUUUAUGCUUCUUUAUUCCUUACUCACUUGGCGGAAUCGUUGCUUCAAUCUUAAGUCACUUUGCAUCAUUGGAUGAAGAUAUUUCCAUGGUGCUUACUGCUGUGGUAGAAAUUCAAUGUGUCACAGCCUUUCCAGUAAUUUCUUGCCUUCUUGCCGAACUCCAGAUUCUCAAUUCAGAAAUCGGACGGUUGGCUUCGUCGGCUUCGCUAGUAUGCGACGUAUGCUUCAGUUUAGUAUUGUCAAUAAAGUAUGCUGUUAAACUAUCCUCCACAAAGUCAAUAGGAGUAACAAUUGGAUCACUUUUUUCCACAACUCUUCUUAUUUUGUUCAUAGUGUUUGUUGUUCAUCCAGCUGCAUUAUGGGCUAUUCAACACACACCAGAGGGAAAACCUGUUCAAGAAAUUUACAUUUGUGUAACUCUUAUAACAGUAAUAUUCUGUGGAUUCAUUGGUGAAGUCAUUGGCAUAGAUGCAAUCAUUGUAUCUUUUCUGGUAGGACUAGCUAUACCUGAUGGUCCUCCAUUAGGAGCAGCAUUGGUAGAUAAACUUGAGUAUUUUGUUUCAGUAGUGCUUUUACCUAACCUUUUUGUUAUUGUUGGAUUGAGGACAGAUGUUUUUGCUAUACAAAAGAUGAAGAAUGUGGGAAUCAUUGAGUUGAUUAUUUUCAUUUCAAUUUUUGGUAAAAUUAUAGGGGCUUUAUUGCCUCUACUUUUCUCUAGGAUGCCAUUGAGAGAUGCACUUUCUCUUGGUCUUAUUAUGAACUGCAAAGGCACUGUUGAAUUGGCACUUUUGAUCAACUUGAGAUUGACAAAUGUUAUGAAUGAUGAAUUGUUUGCAAUUAUGGUUCUUACAUUAGUUCUUGUAACCGGCAUUGUGUCACCUAUUGUGAGAGCUCUAUAUGAUCCUUCAAGGAGGUUUCUUGCUUACAAAAGGAGGACAAUCUUGCAUCACCAAAGUGAUCAAGAAUUCCGAAUACUAGCUUGCAUUCACAAACAAGAUAAUGUGUUAGCUAUUUUGAACCUCCUCUCAGCUUCAAAUCCGACAGAAACAACCCGCAUCGACUUAGUUGUACUACAGCUUGUUAAGCUUGUAGGAAGAGCUUCUUCUGUUCUUGUUGCACAUAUACCGCGCGAAAAGCCUAGCGAAAAAAUCUUCAACUCAUUCAGCAAAUUUGAAGAUGCUUAUAGAGGAAAAGUCACAUUGCAUUGCUAUAAAGGUAUCUCACCAUAUGCUACAAUGCACAAUGAUGUAUGCUACUUAGCACUUGAAAAAAGAACAACAUUCAUAAUCAUACCAUUCCAUAAACAAUGGAUAAUUGGAGGCAUGGCCGAGUCAUCUUUCGCCUUCAAGCAACUCAAUAAAAAUGUUCUUGACAAAGCUCCUUGUUCGGUCGGUGUCCUAAUCGACCGAGGCAAUCAGAAGAAAUUCUGGUGUGGCUAUUUGAAUGAAUCAACAUAUCUAGUUGCCGUGUUUUUCUUUGGAGGCGCGGACGAUAGAGAAUCACUUGCAUACGCGAAACGUAUGUUGGAUCAACCUAAUGUAAAUGUUACUCUCUUUCAUUUUUCAUCGUCCAAAAAUAUUGUUGGUGGAACUGAUAGAAGCAAAAGGCUUGAUACUCAAAUAUUAAGUGAGUUUAGACUAAGUGCUUUUCGGAAUGAUAGAGUUUCUUACAGAGAAGAGAAUGUAAUGAAUGGAAGAGAUGUUCUUUCAGUUAUUGAAUACAUGGAGAGUUUUUAUGACCUUGUCAUGGUUGGUAGAAGGCAUGAAGAUUCACAGUUAAUGUCUGAACUUAGAAAAUGGAAGCAUGGUGAAUUGGGAACUGUAGGAGAGAUUCUUGCAUCUUUAAAUAUUGGAGCUAAAACAUCAAUUUUGGUUGUGCAACAACAAAUUAGAUUUUGGGGGUCACGUGAUCCAGAGGAAUCUACACACUUGAGAAGAGUAAAUAAUAGCAAUGUUUAGGAUUUUACAUCAACAAUCUUUAUGUAUAGACUUAGUAUUUUUUUAUAUAGAUCAUGGUAUUUUAAGAACUUCCAAAUUUGCUUUA
This is a messenger RNA of Cicer arietinum (chickpea), 2586 nucleotides long. Its product is annotated as cation/H(+) antiporter 15-like. Gene Ontology annotation, biological process: proton transmembrane transport; regulation of pH. NCBI's taxonomy places the organism in Eukaryota, Viridiplantae, Streptophyta, Magnoliopsida, Fabales, Fabaceae. The record is from RefSeq and is a predicted model, not a curated record. Gene Ontology annotation, molecular function: antiporter activity. Gene Ontology annotation, cellular component: endomembrane system; membrane.